AUGGAUUGUUCGAACUCCCAUCCUUUGUAUGCCCAUGAGCCACAACCACAGAACCUCCUUUCCGUUGUAUCGCUGAAUGAGGCUCCAGGUAGCAAUAUAGAUGGCCAACAGCAAAUAAACUGGUCACAAUUCAGGACUUCCCUUGAGCAGCACAAGCUUCAAGUGGACCAGGUUCUUCAAGCCCAUAAUGAAAAGGUGCAGGUUGCACUGCAACAACAAAUAUCUUUACAAAAGGAAACUAUGUUGAACCUCGCAGAAUCUAUGGCGAGGGAUGUGCUGCUGAAAAAGAAUGAAGAGAUUGCCCAUUUACACAUGGAACUACAGAACACUCAUCAGGUUCUGCAAACUGCAUUGCAGGACAGAGAUGAGUGGAUGUACCUCGCUGAGGGGACAUAUGAAAUGAAUCAGUUGCUUAUUUCCCUGGUGCCUCCUAUGCAGGGAACAAAUGCAUAUGCUCUUGCUUCAUCCAAUGAAUUAGGCUCUACAAGUUCUUGUAAUCAAGCAGUGAACAUUGGGGAAGCAGCUUUAGAGAACGCACAUCGUACUCUUAUCUGCAAGGAUCUAGGUAGCAAUAUAGCUGGCCAACAGCAAGUAAACUGGUCACCAUUCAGGACUCCCCUUGAGCAGCACAGGCUUCAAGUAGACCAGGUUCUUCAAGCCCAUGUAAGGACUCCCCUUGAGCAGCACAGGCUUCAAGUAGACCAGGUUCUUCAAGCCCAUGAAACUAUGUCGAACCUCACAGAAUCUAUGGCGAGGGAUGUGCUGAUGGAAAAGAAUGAAGAGAUUGCCCAUUUACACAUGGAACUACAGAACACUCAGCAGGUUCUGCAAACUGCAUUGCAGGACAGAGAUGAGUGGAUGUACCUCGCUGAGGGGACAUACAAAAUGCAUCAGUUGCUUAUUUCCCUGGUGCCUCCUAUGCAGGGGACAAAUGUGUAUGCUCUUGCUUCAUCCAAUGAAUUAGGCUCAAGAAGUUCUUGUAAUCAAGCAAUGAACAUGGAGGAAACAACUAUAGAGAACGCACAUCCAACUCCUAUCUGCAAGCUUUGUUGUGUUAGUGAUGCUUGUAUGCUAAUCCUGCCAUGCCUACACCUAUGUGCAUGUAAGUCUUGUGUAGCAAAUCUAAACAUGUGCCCUUUAUGCGAUUCGGCAAAAGACAACAUGAAUGAGGCUCGAUUUGGCUGA
This is a messenger RNA of Miscanthus lutarioriparius, 1185 nucleotides long. The record is from the annotation of a GenBank genome assembly. Lineage: Eukaryota; Viridiplantae; Streptophyta; Magnoliopsida; Poales; Poaceae.